This is a messenger RNA of Protopterus annectens (West African lungfish), 1176 nucleotides long. RefSeq names its product ribosomal protein lateral stalk subunit P0 (gene RPLP0). Gene Ontology annotation, molecular function: structural constituent of ribosome; large ribosomal subunit rRNA binding. The record is from RefSeq and is a predicted model, not a curated record. The coding region runs from base 146 to 1093 and encodes 315 amino acids. NCBI's taxonomy places the organism in Eukaryota, Metazoa, Chordata, Ceratodontiformes, Protopteridae. The transcript is spliced from 8 exons. Gene Ontology annotation, cellular component: cytosolic large ribosomal subunit. Gene Ontology annotation, biological process: cytoplasmic translation; ribosome biogenesis; ribosomal large subunit assembly.
AUGAGCGCAUUAUGAUUGGCUUCUUUUCUUGUUAUAAAUACUACGUGCACGCCUCUCUUUAUUCUCUUUUCCGCGGAGUUCUCUUGCGGGAGAUUACAUCUAGUCUUUAAACCCUUUAAGUGGCAAUCCUUGGAAGCACGCAAAGAUGCCCAGGGAAGACAGGGCUACGUGGAAGUCAAACUACUUUAUGAAAAUCAUUCAACUGUUGGAUGAUUAUCCAAAAUGCUUUAUUGUUGGCGCUGACAAUGUGGGGUCAAAGCAAAUGCAACAAAUCCGUAUGUCUCUGCGUGGGAAGGCUGUUGUACUAAUGGGAAAAAAUACCAUGAUGCGCAAGGCUAUCCGUGGACACUUGGAGAACAAUCCCUCACUGGAGAAGUUGCUGCCUCAUAUCAGAGGGAAUGUGGGCUUUGUGUUCACCAAGGAGGAUCUGACUGAAAUCCGUGACCUUUUGCUGGCCAAUAAGGUACCAGCUGCUGCUCGUGCUGGUGGUAUUGCCCCUUGCGAUGUCACUGUACCUGCUCAGAACACUGGUCUGGGUCCAGAAAAGACCUCCUUCUUCCAGGCUUUGGGCAUCACCACCAAGAUCUCCAGAGGCACUAUUGAAAUUUUGUCAGAUGUGCAGCUGAUUCAUGCUGGAAUCAAGGUGGGUGCCAGCGAAGCCACCCUUCUGAACAUGUUGAACAUCUCUCCAUUUUCCUUUGGUUUGCUGAUAAGACAGGUGUAUGAUAAUGGCAGCAUCUACAGUCCUGAGGUUCUAGACAUCACUGAGGAGAGUCUACACGCACGUUUCCUUGAGGGUGUCCGUUAUGUUGCUAGUGUAUGCUUGGAGAUUGGAUACCCCACAAUUGCCUCUGUUCCUCAUUCCAUCAUAAAUGGCUACAGACGUGUUUUGGCUGUGUCUUUGGAAACUGAUUACAGUUUCCCGUUGGCUGAAAAGGUGAAGGACUUCUUGGCUGAUCCAUCUGCCUUUGUGGCUGCAGCACCUGCUGCUGCAAGUGCUGUACCUGCUGCCAGCGCCCCUCCACCCAAGGAGGAAGUGAAAGAGGAGUCUGAAGAGUCUGAUGAAGAUAUGGGAUUCGGGCUGUUUGAUUAGGACCCACUGCCUUGCACAACCAAUCUGAAACAUCAUCCAAGCUGAAAAUAGUGAUUAAAAAUAAAAAUUGUUUUGGAAUCAUU